GCCUGUGCGAACGCGACGCGACGCGCUCGCCCGCUCCUCCUUUCCGUUCGAUCGAUCGAUCUCAGCGGCGCCAUUCAAAAGGCAAGUAACGGCUAAUAAGCCAAGCCCAACGCAAAACUCUCCGCUCCUCGUCCUCAUCUCGGCGGCUCCUCGCCUCGUCGCCGUCAUCCCUGAAGAGCUGCUGCUGCUGGUCCCGGCGAGGCAAGGGACGAUGGAAGACGCGGUCGCCGCCGCCGUCGCCGCUAACCCCAGUGCGGCCACUCGGUCUGCCAGGAGUGGGGCCGGCCCCGUCAGAGUCGUGGCCAGGAUUUGCCCCGGCGGAGGCUCCGGAGGCUCCUUCCAGGUCGCCGUCCGCGGUUCCGAUACGACCGAUUCCUCCUCCACGUCUGUCUCCUUCAUCCCCAUCAACAAGGAGGCCACUCCUGCUGCCGCUGGGGCUCUGACCACGCGAAAGGAUCACGAGUACAAGGUCGAUUACUGCUAUCUCAAGAAUGAUUCCUCCACUCGCAUCUUCAACGACGAGGUCAAACACCUCCUGGAUGACAUCUUUCGUGGCGAAGCCCACAGCAACGCAUGCGUAAUCACUUGCGGUGCCUCUGCCAAAACAGAACUCAUCAUGGGUUCCCAAGAUCAUCCUGGCUUGCUCACCAUGGCUAUGGAGCAAAUCCUACACAGAGCCAAACCCACCGGGGCAGAGGUCAGCGUUUCCUCUUACCAGGUGCUUCAGGAUAGUCAUGUCUUUGAUCUCUUGGAGCCAAAGGACAGCGAGGUCCAGGUGCUGGAGGAUGCUGAUGGAAGGAUUCACCUCAAGGGCCUCUCCAAGGUUGAUAUCAAGUCAAUUGAGGAGUUUUCAGAUCUUUGUUGUGGCGGCAGUUACAAGCUCACCACGAAACCUUCAAACCAGAUGCAAACCAAAGGGCACAAAGGCUUUGUUAUUUAUAUUUCUAGAUUUGAUCGGUCAGGCAGAGAAUGUGCUGUAUCAAAGAUAAAUUUUCUUGACUUGGCAGGUUACGUUGAUACCAAGCAGAAGAAUGGUGGUGGAGGGUUUGCUCCAUCAAAUUGUAACAAGUCCUUGUAUGCUGUAAUAAAUGUCGUACAAGCUCUGAACAGCAACCAAAGCUUCAUACCCUACAGACAAUAUAAAGUAACUCGUAUUUUGCAAGAUUCUUUAUGCAAGACAAGUGGUGCUGUCUUGAUAUGCUGUGUGGAUGAAGUUUCUUGCCAAGAUGCAGUCUCUACUCUUACUUUGGUUUCUCGCUCAAGCCAAACGGUCAAUGAACAAUUCUACAACUUAUCCUUGGGUACCAGAAGUUUCUCAAAAUCAAAUGUUAAACUUUCAGCAGGGGCCAAGAAUUUGUCAAGGUCUUUGCUACCUUCUAUCCAGCAACGAAGUUCUGUACUACAGAAGCAUGGCCAAACCCAAUUCAUUGUGAAAGCAACUCGAACCCCCACUGCCAAUAAGAGGUCUGAAGUGAUCAUGCGUUCAGGCAAAAAAACUAUAAGCUCUGCCUCUACUACAAUCAAUAUGAAGCACUCGGGAGCUAAGUCCAUUCUGAGUGGCAGGAGGUUGUUGUUCAGUCCGUCUACCAAUUCAUCAAAGGAAGAUAACAUACAUGUUGUACCAACUGUGGUGGCGAAAUCUGAGGUGGUUCAGUCAUCACUUGCCAUGGCAAUUCAAGCCUUGUCACCAUUUGAGGCAUGUGAUGAAACAGAAAAGGUUUUAGAUGUUGUAUCAUCUGAAAUGCAAGGAGUAGUGAAAGAAAUAGUAUCAGUUGACAUGCGAGAAAAGGACCAUUCCUCUUCGGAUUCGCAUGCAGAAGAUUCAUAUACUGAUUUUGUCUUGACAUGCUCAUCUGAUAUAGCUGAUGAAUUUGCUAAGAAGACUCCAGUCUACGCUACUCAAUCCUCUCCAAAGCUGAGUGAUCGACUAAAAGAGAUAUCAAACUCAUUGAAGCUUCUUAGCACUAGGCCAGUGAAUAAAACAAAACAAAAAACAGAUAUGGUUUGUGCCCAACCCUGUUACACAGAUGUAGCUGAACCAAAAACUCCUGCGGUUCACUUGAAAUUGGGGCAUGCUGAAGAUCUUCAAGAGUCAUUCAAGAGUUGCAACACAGGGAUCAAGCAGAAAUCAUUGGCUCAAGAGUGCUUGAUGGUUCUAAACAGCGCUAAUAAGGAGCAGUUAAAAAGCCUUAAGGGUAUUGGAGAGAAAAGGGCAAAUUAUAUACUUGAGCUCCGAGAGGAGUCACCAGAGCCAUUUAAAAAUAUUGAUGAUCUCAGAACCAUCAUUGGGAUGAAUAAAAAAGAGAUCACCAAAAUGAUGUCAGCAAUGGUUCUGGACUCAGAGAUCGACAAGGAAGCGCUCUGCUGAUUUCUUUCCACCUAGGAAAGGAGAGGCGACAGUUGAUGUAUUCUAUAUUUGUACUUGGAUACUCCCAAUCUGUUUGGUUUCAAAUGUUUUACUUUGGUGUUUAUUGUUGAGAGAUUUCAACUGCUGCAGAACCCAGUUGCUCCUGGGUGUUGCAUGUUAGGGUAACUGGAUGUAUUUGUUGCUGUUAUAAAUGUUUGCAUGUAUAUUGUAGUAUAGUCAUGUAAAAUGCUAUAAGUUUUAUACAUGACACAUGCUUAUAAGUACAAACAGAGAAUAUUGGAAGGUUUUCCUGCCUA
Panicum virgatum (switchgrass) is the source of this 2664-nucleotide messenger RNA. RefSeq names its product kinesin-like protein KIN-10B. Gene Ontology annotation, molecular function: ATP binding; microtubule binding; ATP hydrolysis activity. The transcript is spliced from 18 exons. Bases 212 to 2368 code for a protein of 718 amino acids. Gene Ontology annotation, biological process: microtubule-based movement. NCBI's taxonomy places the organism in Eukaryota, Viridiplantae, Streptophyta, Magnoliopsida, Poales, Poaceae. The record is from RefSeq and is a predicted model, not a curated record. Gene Ontology annotation, cellular component: microtubule; kinesin complex.